Molecule: messenger RNA, 1762 nt
Organism: Lutzomyia longipalpis
Lineage: Eukaryota; Metazoa; Arthropoda; Insecta; Diptera; Psychodidae
Product: luciferin sulfotransferase
Exons: 2
Coding region: 13-1065 (350 amino acids)
Biological process (GO): sulfation
Cellular component (GO): cytoplasm
Molecular function (GO): sulfotransferase activity
Source: RefSeq, a predicted model, not a curated record
AAUUCGUGUAAAAUGGAAUUCAAUAAUAACAAAGGUGAAUUAAACUUUCCAUUUGAGAUUAAAAAAAUAGAACCGGAACUUAAUGAUCAACUCCUCAAGGACUUUACAGGAGAAAAAACAGGAUUUGUGCAGGUUGGAAAGGAGAAAUGGUUCUUUCCUAGCCAAUAUAGCAGCAUGGCAGAGAAGUUUUACAAUUUUCAAGCACGUUCAGAUGAUAUUUGGGUUGUAACAUUCCCACGUUCAGGUACAACCUGGACGCAAGAACUCGUAUGGAUGAUUGCCAAUGACUUGGACUACCAAGGAGCUCAGAGAGAACCACUCACAAAGCGCUUUCCCUUUUUCGAGUUUGCUGCAUUCCUGCAUCCUGAGACAAAGGCUGAACUGAUGCGGCUUAAUACCGAAUCGCCGCAGAAUCAAGCAUUUGUGGAUGAAAUAUCGGUGCCAGCGUAUACAUUUUUGCCAAAUAUUACUAAGAGGCGCUUUAUUAAAACUCACUUUCCAUUCAGUUUGUUACCACCGAGUGUGCUUAAGUCUGGUGCUAAAAUUAUCUAUGUAGCACGGAAUCCACGAGAUGUAGCGGUAUCCUUCUACCAUUUAAAUCGUCUUUAUCGCUCUCAAGGAUAUACAGGAGACUUCCACACCUACUGGGGUUACUUUGAACGCAACUUAGCACCUUGGAUGCCUUACUGGACACAUAUUCGCGAAGGAUGGGAGCACAGAGAUCAUCCAAAUGUCCUUUUUAUGUUAUACGAAGACAUGAAUUCCGACCUCACUUCCACAAUUAGACGUGUAGCAGACUUUCUCGGGAAGUCAUUAAAUGAUAUGGACAUAGAUUGCCUUUCGAAUUAUCUUAGCAUUGAACAAUUCCGAAAGAACAAUUCUGUUAAUUGUACUGAACUCAAGGAGAUUCAUUUAUUGAAUAGUGGCGAACAAGAAUUUGUUAGACGCGGGAAAACUGAUGGAUGGAGUGAGGAGUACACACCAGAAUUAAAGGAAAGAGUAAAAAAUUGGAUACUUAAGAAUUCCAAAGAUUUACCUUUUAAAUUUCCUUGUGAUCUGUUGUAGUUAAAAUAUGACUAAAAUAGGAAAUGUUAAAGUUCAGAUUUAAAAAUAUUCAUACCUAUCUAAAUCUGUUUUUAUCAAAUCAUUUUUUUUUUCAAAAAAUGUAGUAAAUUAGAAACUUUAAAAGAAUUAGGUCAGAAGCAAAGUUUUUCUUUGACCUUGUUGAAAAAUUUUAUUAGUAUUUUGAGCUUUAUUGAUCAAUCUCAGGGGGUAGACAAAGACUCUAUUUCCAUAGGAAUUCACUGCUCACUCGCUGAGACACCCAGGAAAAUGCUUCAAUCUGAAAAAAUCCACCACCACUGGAUAGAUAAUUUAAUAUUCUAUCGAUUGAUAGCUUUUGAGGGGUGUCUCACGAAGAUUAAUGCACUAAAACUGAUUUUAAAAAUUUUGAUGCACUUUUUGGAAAUAAAGUGACGUCAUUUUCUUCCUUUAAUUUCUCUGCAAACCGUCCGCCAUUAUUUGCUGUGUUCGGGUAAAAAAGGGCUUUGUCUACCCCCCGAUCAAUCUUCAGGUAUAUUUUAUUUUUGACUAAUUAUAAGUGCAAAUGCCGACUUUCUACUCUUUUAUUUAGACUUUCUCCACUCUUCCAAUUUUUUCUUGCGAUUUUCUUUCAAUUUCAUGUAUUCUUCAAACCAUUUGUUAUGAUUUUUAAUAUCAUCUGUUGUUAUACCUAUAACAAAAAUAUAAAAUAUCAAGAAAA